Wallemia ichthyophaga EXF-994 is the source of this 2454-nucleotide messenger RNA. RefSeq names its product 6-phosphofructokinase. NCBI's taxonomy places the organism in Eukaryota, Fungi, Basidiomycota, Wallemiomycetes, Wallemiales, Wallemiaceae. The record is from RefSeq and is a predicted model, not a curated record. Gene Ontology annotation, cellular component: cytoplasm; 6-phosphofructokinase complex; mitochondrion. Gene Ontology annotation, biological process: fructose 6-phosphate metabolic process; fructose 1,6-bisphosphate metabolic process; canonical glycolysis. The coding region runs from base 1 to 2454 and encodes 817 amino acids. The transcript has 2 exons. Gene Ontology annotation, molecular function: 6-phosphofructokinase activity; AMP binding; monosaccharide binding.
AUGACAAAAUCUAAUGAAAACACAAGGAAGAUUGCCGUGCUGACUUCUGGCGGAGAUGCAGCAGGAAUGAACGCUGCAGUUAGAGCUGUUGCCAAAAUGGGUCUUUACAGAGGCUGUGAGGUGUUUAUAGUUCGUGAAGGCUGGGCCGGUUUAGUCGCAGGUAACGUCAACGCUGCUCCUGCAGAUGUACGCCCUCCACCUCAAAGAGCGGGCAAAUACCACGGAAAUCAAGACGUUGAAGGCGAAAAAUUUGCUGCAACCUUCGGUGAAGGUGAGCUACUCCAAGAGGGCGCUGGUGAAGGCUUGAAGGGUCGCCAUAUCUUGAAAGUUGGUUGGGAUGACGUUCGUGGUUGGAUGGAUAUCGGUGGUACUCUCAUUGGUACCGCUAGAUGCGCGGAAUUCCGUGAAAAGGAAGGUCGCGAAACUGCUGCUUUCAACUUGAUUAGCCUCGGUAUUGACGCUUUGGUUGUUAUUGGCGGUGAUGGUUCCCUUACCGGUGCUGACAGAUUACGCGGUGAAUGGCCUUCCCUUCUCGAUGAUUUGGAGAAAUCGAAGAGAAUCUCAGCUGAGCAGCGCAGUAAACACGCUCAUCUUACUAUUACUGGUAUCGUUGGCUCUAUCGAUAACGACAUGGCUAUGACCGAUAUCACUAUUGGUGCUCCAACCGCUUUACAUAGAAUUUCUGAAGCUGUUGACUCCAUUGGUUCAACCGCUUCUUCUCACUCUAGAGCCUUCGUUGUUGAAGUUAUGGGUCGUCAUUGCGGUUGGUUGGCCGUCAUGGCUGGUUUGGCCUGUGGUGCCGACUAUAUAUUCAUCCCUGAACGUCCUCCAAAAUCUGAGGACUGGGAGAGCGAAAUGUGCAACGGCCUCAAGUCUCACCGUGAACAUGGCAAGAGAAAGACAAUUGUUAUCGUUGCUGAAGGUGCUUUGGAUCGUCAAUUGAAGCCAAUUAAGCCUGCAUAUGUUGCAGACAUUCUCACAAAGCGUUUGCAACUCGACACUAGAGUAACUACCCUCGGUCACGUUCAACGUGGUGGUAAGCCAUGUGCUUAUGAUAGACUUUUGGCAACUUUGCAAGGUGUUGAAGCUGUUGAAGCGGUUUUAGAUGCCACCCCACAAACACCAAGCUACAUGAUUGGGUUAAAGGAAAAUAAAGUUAAGAGAGUUAGUUUGAUGGAUGCAGUUAAGGCUACUGCUGGUGUCGGUGAUGCUAUUGAGAAGAAGGACUUUGACCAAGCACUUCAACUCAGAGAUCCAGAGUUCUUGGAGAAUCUUGAAGCAUUCGAUUACUCGACCAUUGUCGGCGAUAACAAGCACUUGCCAGAGGGUCAGAGACUUAGAAUUGGUAUCAUUCACGUCGGUGCACCAGCAGGUGGUAUGAACGCUGCAACCAGAGAAGCAGCAAGAUUCUGUUUAGCCAGAGGUCACACUCCAUUAGCCAUCUACAACGGUUUUGAAGGUCUUUGGGCUGAGGCUGGAAAUGGCGUACAGCCAUUAUCUUGGUUACAAGUAGACAACUGGUCAUCAAGAGGUGGUUCAGAGCUCGGUACCAACAGAUCGCUGCCUGCAGAUGACUUGGACAGCACAUCGAAGGCAUUGCAAAACCACAACAUUGAUGCACUCUUGAUGAUUGGUGGUUAUGAAGCAUACACAGCAAUUCAAACACUCAAGAACGCAAGAACCAACUACCCAGCCUUCCAAAUAUCAAUGGCAGUGAUCCCAGCAACAUUAUCAAACAAUGUACCAUUGACAGAAUUCAGUGUUGGCUCAGACACAGCAUUGAAUGCGCUGGUUGAUGCAUGUGACGCAAUCAAGCAAUCAGCAGCAGCGUCAAGAAACAGAGUUUUCGUCGUUGAGACACAAGGAGGAAAGUGUGGAUACUUGGCAACAGUGGGUGCUUUAGCAACUGGAGCUAACAUAGUGUACACGCCAGAACUCGGGAUGGACUUGGGAUUAGUUCAGAGUGAUGUGGAGUUCUUGAAGCGUCGUUUCGCAUUGGAUGUCAAGGGCAAAUCAGAUGGUAGAUUUAUAAUCAGAAACGAGAAAGCGUCGUCAGUUUAUUCGACAGAGUUCCUCACAAACAUGCUCAAGGAGGAGGGCAAGGAAUUGUUUGACUCAAGAGCAGCGAACCUCGGACACACGUUGCAAGGUGGGACACCAUCACCAAUUGACAGAGCUAGAGCAUGCAGAUUAGCUGUCAGAUGUAUAAAGUUCUUGGAGGACAACAGCACAUCGCGUCAAGCUGGUGCUAAGGAUGAGAGUGCAGCUGUGAUAGUUAUAGAAAAUGGACAAGUACGAUUGGCGCCAGUUGAGGACGUUUCCAAGGUGGCAGACGAUAAGAAUAGACGUGGAAUGGACCCUUGGUGGACACACCUCAAGCAUUUGGUUGAAGUUUUGUCCGGAAGAAGGACGUUAGCGGGUGGUCGUCAUCACGAGGAGAGAAUGAACAAGUAA